This is a messenger RNA of Coregonus clupeaformis (lake whitefish), 4023 nucleotides long. RefSeq names its product myosin light chain kinase family, member 4a (gene mylk4a). The coding region runs from base 367 to 2847 and encodes 826 amino acids. Gene Ontology annotation, cellular component: nucleus; cytoplasm. The transcript is spliced from 15 exons. The record is from RefSeq and is a predicted model, not a curated record. NCBI's taxonomy places the organism in Eukaryota, Metazoa, Chordata, Actinopteri, Salmoniformes, Salmonidae. Gene Ontology annotation, biological process: positive regulation of apoptotic process; intracellular signal transduction; protein phosphorylation. Gene Ontology annotation, molecular function: protein serine/threonine kinase activity; ATP binding.
GGUGUCAAGCAGUGGGUGAGAGACAUAGGGACAAUCUCACGACUGGAUGACUGUUAAGUCAGAACUCUAAAGGUGUUUCCACGGAUUACAGUGAAAAAGUUACUGCCUGUUUUUCUGUUUUUACUCUUUAUGGAUUUCAAUUUAGUUCGUUUGAUUUUCUUCAUUUUUUUUGUUGUUACGAAAUGUUCAUUUUAUUCACAUAUCCGUCGUUAAAUUAGCUUGUCUGUACAGUUGAAGAGGUACACAUAGGGAUAAGGCUGGCUGCGUUUUUCAAAAAAGUUGCCCCUUCUGUCUCUCGGACGUUGGUCAUCAACCUUUCGGUGACCUUUUUUCUGUCUCGAUUGGGUGUCCUAACGUGAUUAUAUCAUGAGUUCCAAGAUAGUGAACUCAACCCCUGGAAAGUCAAGCAUGAUGGAUAACCUAAACGACUGCACUGGUGCCGGCUUGGACCACAUUCAGAAUCGCAUCGAGUCUCUGAGCAGUAAAAUGGACAGGCUGAUCAAUAUCCAGGAGAAGGUCCUCAAUCGGCUGGACGGAAUAACCCAGGACAUCGACGGUAUCGAGAGGGACAUGGAGACUCUGAAGGUGGACAACGAGGAGAUCCAUAUCCCUGCCAGAGCCCUAACUCUACCCCUGGCUCAGACCCAGGGCACAGGUGUGGUGGGCGAGGUGAGAGAGAUGUGUCAUGAGAUGAGCUCCAUCAUGAUGGCGUUGGACCAGCGCUCGGAGAAGCAGGCUGAGAAGCUGGACGGGAUGGAGAAUCUGGUCCUCAGCAUCCAGCAGGUCAUCAGAUUCAUCGGGGAGACGGUGAAGAGCUCCCGGGUUAUGGAGCUGAUGUUUAUGCGUCCUGCAGCACGCAAGGCCUCCAAGUCCAAAGACAGUAAGGGCAAGGUGGCCAUUAAGAGGCAAUCGUCUGCAGAAAAGAGCGAGAGCUCAGUUACUAAGAAGACCGACAAGCCAAAAGAUCACAAGGGGAAGGAUGGGAAGGAGAAGUCCAGUUUGAGCACAAAGGGUCUGAAAGCACAGAAGAAGAAGCCCCCAGAUACAGCAGACACCAUCUCCCUGAGGAAGCAGGCGUUGCUGCUGAAUGAGGUUCAGAAGCUCAACAGGGAGAAUGCAGAGAGAUCAUCAUCAUCAAGUCACCAGCAGCAGCAGCAGCAGCUUACCCCUGAUGGCCUCCUGGACCUGGAGGCUGGAUCUGGAGGGGCCUCAGAGGGGUUGGGGUCAUCGCAGACCGAGUCCCUCAGCCCGAACCAGCUGGACUUGAUCCUCGAGGGCCCCAAGGCCCCCGUGACCGAAGAGGAGUCAUUGUCUGAGGAGGAGAGGGAGGCAGCAGGAGAUGGACUAAAAGUGGAGGAGAGGAAGGAGGAGGAGGCCGUAAAGAAGCAAGAGAAGGAAGACCACCUCAGUGAAUCCAAGUUCAAGGAAGAGGAGCGAGAGGAGAAGCUGUUGAAAAUCACUGAGCAGCCUGAGGAGGUUAGAGGAGCAGAGGAGAGAGAGGGGAACAAACAUGAGGAGGACAGUGCAGGCCCAUCAGAAGCUGCUGAUAUGUCAGUAAAGGAUCUCCCUCCUCUCCCACCCUCCCCUGAAGCUCCAGGAGAGACUGGCUCCAUUCCCGAGAGCUGUGAAGUCCACAACAAAAGUGCCUCCUCUCAGUCUCUGGAGGCAGCAGAACAGGACCAGAUGGAAGAGGGCAGCACCAGCAGUAAGCGUUGGGUGACAGAGGAAGACCUGGGGGUGGAGGACCACAAGAAGAGUCGGCCAGAGGAUGAGAAUGAGGGAUGGGGCGUCUUCAAGGCAGACGGGGUGGAUAUCCGUGUGGAGCUGAAGGAGAGGUUGGGGAAAGAGAAGAAGCCGGAUCAGUCUACAGAAGUCAGGCAGUCUACUGGGGAACAGUUCUUCAUUGAUAAAAGCCCUCCUCCUCCGGCUCCAUUCAACCAUCGGAUAGUGUCGGCCAAACCGAACCAGAUCAGCAACUUCUACACCAUCAACAGAGCAGAGAUUCUAGGAGGGGGUCGUUUUGGCCAGGUGCACAAAUGCAUGGAAAACUCCUCGGGUCUCACCCUGGCUGCCAAGAUCAUCAAAGCCCGGAGUCAGAAAGAGAAGGAGGUGGUGAAGAAUGAGAUCACGGUCAUGAACCAGCUGGACCACGCCAACCUGAUCCAGCUCUACGCCGCCUACGAGUCCAGGAAUGACAUCAUCCUGGUGCUGGAAUAUGUGGAUGGAGGGGAGCUCUUUGACAGGAUCAUCGAUGAGAACUACACCCUGAUGGAGUUGGACACGGUGCUGUUCAUCAGGCAGAUCUGUGAGGGCCUGCAGCACAUGCACAAGAUGUACAUCCUCCAUCUGGACCUCAAGCCAGAGAAUAUUCUAUGUGUGAGCAGAGUCACAAAUAAAAUCAAGAUCAUCGACUUUGGACUUGCCAGAAAAUACAAGCCCAGAGAGAAGUUACGAGUAAAUUUCGGCACCCCAGAGUUCCUGGCCCCAGAAGUUGUCAACUACGACUUUGUGUCAUUUAACACAGACAUGUGGAGUCUGGGAGUCAUUACAUAUAUGUUGCUAAGCGGUCUGUGUCCCUUCCUAGGUGAUGAUGACAAUGAGACUCUGAAUAACAUUCUGGCCUGCCAAUGGAACUUUGAAGAGGCAGAAUUUACAGACAUCUCAGAGGAGGCCAAAGACUUCAUCUCCAAACUCCUCAUCAUCAAUAAAAGUUGGAGGAUAGGUGCCUCUGAAGCGUUGAGACAUCCUUGGCUCUCUGAUGCAGUCCUCCAUCACCGUCUUCAUGAAAAGAAGAACAUGUGUAACCGCUCACGCAGAUCUUCAUGCGUACCCACCACAGAUAGUUGAGCAUGAUGACUUGACGGCGCCAGCGGUGGCCACUUGGACCAAGCCUGCUGUACACCUGUAGAACUAUCUGAGCUUACCUGUCUGUACACCUUUAAAACUACCAGAGUUUACCUGUCUGAACACCUUUAAAAGUAUCAGCGCUUAACUCUGUACACCUGUAGAACUAUUGGAGCUUACCUGUCUGAACACCUUUUAAAACUACAGGAGCUUACUUGUCUGAACACCUCUAGAACUACCAGAGCUUACCUGUCUGAACACCUUUAAACUGUAACAACUCCGUAGGUGGAGGAGUGUGUCACGUGUGGUAGUGCAAAACCAAGAGACAAUUCAGCACCCAAAGGGGAUUUAUUAACUGGUAAAAAAAUAAAUAAGGCCAAUACUCAAAAUCAACAACUGGCCCUUUAUGGCAAUAACUGAAUGUAAACGUAUUAUCAUCCCCAGUGAUUUAUUUUACCCCAGGGCAGAGAGCGCUCCAAACCAUUGCCAUUGGGUGCUGACUGGCCCAAUGGUUCGGCGUGUCCUCCUCACGGCUCGCUCUCCCUCUCUGAAUGCCACUGCCUCCCCAUGUUCUGCCGCCCUAAUUGCAGCCAGUUGUACAAGAUGUGCAGCUGCAGUCUCCGUGGAGUCUCUUAAGUCUCUGUGGAGAGAUGCCACACCUUGUAAUGAGUUAUUUAGCCACCAAGCCACCCCUACACACCUCGGGUGCUCACACACCUCCCACCCCUGCUUCAACCCGUGGUUUGUACCGGCCAAUGCCCCGAUAGCGUCUCCACUUGACCAGGCAUCUAAUCCAAGGAGGUACACCCCUGGACCUCCAGGGUCAUACACCAGAGGUUGGUGUUCGGUAUCUCCAUGGUUCACCAUCUUCCUGGGUCUGGUUCUCGGCCACCUUCUGGGGCACACACGAUAACUGGUUAUUGAGAGGGGGAAGGUUCGCACCUCCAUGCGUCUGUGCCUCCUCACCAGCCUUCCUGUUCUCCUUUGAAUGACAACACAGUGUCCCCCUUAAGCUUUCUUCCACCUGGGCCUCAGGGUUUCUGCAAAGUCUCGGGUUAUCAUCACAGAAAUGUUCAAAAAUCUUAGUUUUACAGCAGUUUUACCUCAAGCCCCUUUUCUUUCACAGAGCCUUUCUUUUGGUCACCUCCAGUCCUUCUUGUGAAACCAUGCUUCUUCAAC